UUAACUGAAAAUUAUCAAUGUCAAGAAAGAGCUUCUUUUUCAGAAAAAAUUAUCUUAAAAAGAAGGAAAAAGAUGUUUUGAAAUUAAAAUUAAAUAAAAAUACCUCAGAUCAUGAGAACCUACGUCAAAGUAGCAAAGGAACCUCCACUCAAACUACAUUGAGUAGUUUUUUCAAGCCAUUUGAACAAGCACCAAAUGAAAAUAGUCAAAACUCUACAAAAAUUGACAAUAAACUUGAUUCCAAAACAAAUUCUCAGGAGAAUGUAAGAUCAAAUGUUGGCUCACAGAAGCAACCAAUUAACUUGGAUCCAGUUGAAAAGGAAUCGACAGAAUUUUCAAGAGGUAUUAAUGAUGAGAGCAGCAGUAAUUUCAAAAACCGUAAUAAAGAUUCAUAUGUUUCGAGCGAUUGCCUGUUGAAAAAUAAUAAUUUCAGCUCCUUUGUUGAUAAUAACACGAAUGACAAAGAUUCUUUUCAAACUGAUAUUAUCGAUCUAGUUGAAAGUUCAUUGACUGGUAUUCUAAAUGAAACUAAUGGAACUCCAAUGAAAAAACAUCUUAGUCUUAAUGACUUCAAGUUUGAAAAAGAAAAGAUAAUUAAUACUCAUGAGAAGGACAAGAAUACAAAUUAUUCUUCAAAAUCAUUAAAAAGAAAUUUAGAGGACCUGGAAACUCCCUUUAACAGAAAAUUUUCAAAUACAAAGAAAAUAAAACUUGACAGCAAAAAAGUAAAACUAACACCACUAGAACAACAAUAUGUCGACUUGAAGCUCAAAAAUUUAGAUAAAAUUUUAAUGAUUCAAUCAGGUUAUAAAUAUAUUUUUUAUGCAAGUGAUGCUGUCAUUGCCUCCGAAACUCUUCAUAUAAUGUUGAUGGCUGGAAAAUUAUCAAUUGAUUUUAAUAAUCCAAAUCAAAAUGAUUAUAAAUAUGAUAAAUUGGCUCAUUCUUCAAUACCAAUUGAAAGAUUGCAUAUUCAUAUCAAACGUUUGAUAUCUCAUGGUUUCAAAGUAGGCGUGGUUGAACAAAUUGAGAGUUCCAAUGUUAAAAAGUUGAAUAAUGAUAGAAAACUAUUUAAAAGAGACUUGACACAAGUUUAUACUAGUGCAACAUACAUUGAAGAUUACUCUAAUGACGAUGUUCAAUUAAGUCGAAAAAACAAUUAUGUUAUUUGUUUAAUUGAAACUUCUACAAAAGAAAAUAAUAAAACAACUUUAACAUCUUUAGUGGCUGUUCAACCUUCUACAGGUGAAAUAAUAUAUGACCAAUUUGAAGACUCUUUUUUAAGAAGUGAACUUGAAUCACGUCUAUUAUAUUUUAACUCAAACGAAUUUGUUCUUAUAAAUGGACUUUUGACUAAAACCUCAAAGGAGAUAUUUAAAAAAAAAUUUAAUUCUUCUAUUGAUGAUAACAUUAAAGUUAAAAAAUACGAUAAUAUAAUUUAUGAAAAUUACUAUAAGCAUGAAAUUGUUGGAUAUAUCAAUGAACUAAAUCUACCAAAUGCAGAUGAGCUAAGGGAUUUUGUAUUAUCAUUGGACCCAAAUGUUUAUAAAUGUAUUUAUCACUUAAUUGAGUAUUUAAAGGAAUUCAAUUUAGAUAAUAUAUUUCAAAUAAUUUCAAAUUAUAGCUCAUUUCAAGAUUUGAAUCAUAUGGUUUUGGGUUCGCAAACAAUUAAAAAUCUUGAAAUUUUUCAAAAUUCUACAAAUUUGGAUGAAGAAGGCUCACUUUUAUGGUUAUUAGAUAAUACUUGUACCAAAAAUGGUUAUAGGCUAUUGAAAUCAUGGAUUCUAAAACCUUUGACAAAUAAAGUAGAGAUUGAGAAACGAUUGAAUUCGGUAGAGGAUUUGGUUGAAAAUUUCAAGUUUUCGGCUUCACCAGAUGAUAAUAAAAAAUCAUCGUUUUAUUUUUUGGAGAUUUUAGUGAAAUUUCUUAAAAAGUCUAAUAAGGAUUUGGAGAAAAGUAUUAUGAGAGUUCAUUAUCAAAAAUGUUCAAGAAAAGAAAUUUAUUUGUUUUUAAGGGAUUUUUGUGAAAUUGUUGAUAUCUUCUUAAAACAUUAUAAAGCUAAAAGUUUUAAAGUAUGUUUUAAGAGUGAUGGAUUGCAUAAUAUUUUUAAUCUGUUAUUUAAUACAACUAUUAAAUUGGAUCCAGUAAUUAAGACACUUUUAGAAAUGAUAAAUAUUUCAGUGGCAAUGGACGAAUCCGAUUUUGAAGUUCAAAAGUUGAAUUUUUUCAAUAGAAUUGAAACAUUACUGCAAAAUAAAAAUUUUGAGAGUCAGCAAAAUGUGGAUAGUCAUAGUUUUAUUUUCAAAAAUAACGAGUAUACACUAUUUUUGGAAACUAUUGAUGAGAUAAAGAGCAAAAUUGAUAUUAUCGAGGGCCAGUUUGAAGAUGAAUUGAAAUGCAUUAGAAGAUUGCUAAAAAGAUCAGCUUUGAAAUAUUCUACUGUUUCAAAGGAAGCUUACUUGGUUGAAGUUAGUAAUAAUGUGGCCAAAACCAUUCCAAAAGAUUGGUUGAAGAUUUCUAAAACAAAAAAGUUUUCUAGGUUUCGAACUCCCAAUUGUACUGAUCUUCUCAAACAGAAAAAUGUACUUCAUGAAAAGUUGGUUUUGGAAAACGAAAGGUUUUUUAAAGAGAUAUUUUUAAGGGAAAUAGACAAAAAUCUCAUUUAUUUUAAUAAAAUUGUAAAAUAUUUGUCAAUACUUGAUUGUUUAUUGUCAUUAGCUGUUGUUUCGUCAAAAAUGGGAUAUGUUAAGCCUAAGUUUUAUGAUGAUUCAAAAACCCAGCAGAUUGAAAUAAAAGAAGGAAGAAACCCUAUAAUUGAGCAGUUUGUUUCGCAAAAUGGGUAUAUUUCCAAUGACUUUGAGAUUUCAGAUACUGAAGGAAGAAUAUCCAUUUUAACUGGUCCAAAUAUGGGAGGAAAAUCGUCGUUUGUUAAACAGCUUGCAUUGAUUGUGAUUAUGGCACAGAUCGGCUGUUAUGUUCCUGCUUAUUGUUGUUCAUUAUCAAUAUUCAAUUCAAUUCAUAUUAGAAUGGGGGCUGAGGAUAAUAUCCUUGAAAAUUAUUCAACGUUUAUGGUUGAAAUGCUGGAAGUCUCAAAUAUAAUACACAGUUGCAAUUCCAAAUCAUUGGUAAUUUUUGACGAAGUUGGUAGAGGAACAGGAACAAUUGAUGGUACUGCCAUUGCAUAUGCAAUUUUGAAUUAUUUUCUUGAUGAAGAAAUAUCAGUCAAACCGCUAAUAUUAUUUAUUACACACUUCACAUCCUUAUCAGAUUUGGAAUUGAGCAAUCCUAGAAUAGUGAGAAACUAUCAUAUGGGCUUUAUUGAAGAUAAAAAUAGUGAAAGUAAUCAAUUGGACAAGUUUCCAACAAUAACUUUUUUAUACACUCUAGUAAAAGGAAUAUCGAAAAGCUCCUAUGGUUUAAAUGCAGCAAAAUUGGCACAACUACCUGAGGAUAUUCUAGAAAAAGCAUGGGAGAUUUCCAAGCAAAUGCAAAACGACGAGAAAAAGGCCAAAGAGCGUAGCUGGUUGAUGGAAGCAAGAAGACUAAUUAUGGAUAUCGAGAACAAAAGUUUUAGUGAGUUGAAACAUCUCACGAACAGUCUCUAAAUAUAUACAAUAAGCAUCAUAAUAGAUCUUUUUGUCCACUCAUGUGGGUCAAAACAGUAUUACAUAAUUUAAGAAAUGCAG
This is a messenger RNA of Ascoidea rubescens DSM 1968, 3683 nucleotides long. It is a transcript of the gene MSH3, whose product is annotated as mismatch repair protein MSH3. Gene Ontology annotation, molecular function: mismatched DNA binding; ATP-dependent DNA damage sensor activity; ATP binding. Gene Ontology annotation, biological process: mismatch repair. NCBI's taxonomy places the organism in Eukaryota, Fungi, Ascomycota, Saccharomycetes, Ascoideales, Ascoideaceae. Gene Ontology annotation, cellular component: MutSalpha complex; nucleus. The record is from RefSeq and is a predicted model, not a curated record. The coding region runs from base 18 to 3602 and encodes 1194 amino acids. The transcript has a single exon.